AUGCGACCAAUCAAUUUCGGCCUCCGGCUGCAGCUCACCCUUCUUGUCUGCUCUGUUGCACUCUUCUCGCUCAUGCUCAUUUCCAUCGUCUGUGGCGUUUAUUUCUCUAAAAACUUUCUUGACCUUCGUCUAGAACGGCUCGAAAUCAUUGCUGAGCUCAAGGCCACGCAGCUCGCGCAGUCCUCGCUGUACCUCUACUACCAGGUGUUUUGGCUCCUGUCCCGCGACACAGUGGAGCAGACGUUGAUGAAUAUUCGUGUAGGUAACGCCACCACCGACAGCACCUCUUCGGCAAUCCUGACGAUCCAGCAGUUCCUCGAUUCUUCGGACGUCUUCCUCGAGACGCGUGUGUACGACCUCAAGCUCGAUCGACUCUUCUCUGUCGUCGGUUCGCAGUCCGUGAACGACCUGGACACACAGAUCCAGAACUUAUUUCCGCUCAAAUCUAAUAACCCUGCGCCGACGGGACUCACCUCCAAUAAAUCCUACAUCAUGGGCCCGACACUGAACGGCACCAUGUUCUUCAUGACACUCACUCUUCCCAUCUACUCCAAGGCGUCUAUUAUCAUUACGGAGCCCGAUCUCUCUGGCUAUAUCACCGUGCUUAUGAAUGCCCAGUCGCUCCUCAACGUCACCCAGGACGCCACCAAUGAUACGGUUCAAAUUACAGUUGUAGAGCGCGUCAGCCUGCAUCUCAACGGCUCAACGCCCACAUUCAACUCCCUGGACACCCAGCUCUUGUAUGGCCAACCCUCUAAUAGCACUCGAAGAAUGCCGCCACCGCUCUUCCACUAUGUGUUCCCAGUAUAUAACUACCCGGCUAGCUUCACCAACGAGGUAUUCAACUCACUGAAGUUUCCCUACAUUCAAAGUGCGUUGAGUAGCAACGGUUCGCUGUCUACAUCUCUGGGAAAGAACUUUGAAAGCCUCAAGAUCGCUGCCGGGUCCUCGCCCGUCAAUUUGACCUACGCCAACCAGUGGACCGUGAUCGUUGAGCAGCCGCAGUCCCAGUUCAUGGAGCCGAUGAAUAACCUACGAAAUAUCAUCAUUGGUGUCGCGUUGGGUACGGCCGGAUUCUUAUGUAUCGCGACGUUCAUCAUGAGUUACUACGCGGUUCGGCCGAUUGUCACAUUGAAGAACGCGACAGAGGCAAUCACCAACCGAAAGCGGAGGUACUCGCAGGGUCGAAGUAGGAAAGAAGCAGUUGUGGCUGUUACGCUCCUAGAGAAGCAGAACACGAAUGUUGAUGAGAAAAACGCACCAGCAAAUCUUGACGGCAUGUUCGGUCCUGAGCGCUCCAAUAAAAGCGACCACACGUACAAUAAGGACCAGAGUGGCAAUCUGAAUUACAAGCGGGACAAAAUGCUUACGCCGAUCAAGAUCCGCUCAAAUCCGUUAGUGCGUGACGAGCUCACAGAGCUUACAGCAACGUUUAACACCAUGAUUUUAGCACUCCAUGAGCAGUAUACAACCUUAGAGACGCGUGUCGCAGAGCGUACGCGUGAGCUCGAGCGAGCAAAGACCGACGCGGAGCGCGCGAACGAGGCCAAGACGGUUUUUAUCGCGAACAUCUCUCAUGAACUCCGCACGCCUCUCAACGGUAUCAUGGGUAUGAGCGGUGUUGUCAUGGCUGAGGUUCAGGGCGUCAUCUCGCGCAUCAAGGGCCAGCUCCGACUCGUGGAAACGUCAGGUGAAUUACUUCUCCAUAUCCUCACAGACCUUCUCUCAUUUAGUAAGAACACGCUUAACCGCACGCGUUUGGACUAUCACUCAUUUCUGAUGAUCGAGGUUGUGGAGCAGAUCCGCGCGAUCUUUGGUAUCUCCGCACGCGACAAGGGUGUACACUUGCGAAUCCGCAUGAAACAGCGCUGGUGCCGUAGACUCGUCAGUUAUGGUGACUCCAAACGUUUGGUGCAGGUGUUGAUGAACCUCGUCGGGAAUUCGCUCAAGUUCACGCCUAAGGGUGGACAAGUCACGUUGACUGUGAGGGUAAUCGGCGAAUGGGACGAAACUCACAAGACUCCGCUGCCGUUUGCCGAGUACGUCGUGUUCAACGGAGUCCAUGUGAAGAACAGUCACAUGGAGGCAUCCAGCGCGAGCGACGAGACCAAAGUGGAUCGAUCUAAUAUUCCGACGUCAGAUUUCGCGACAGAUCCCGUUCCAGUUAAAGCCUCCAUUCAUAGUCCUUUGGUGCCUGAUAUUCACGACGAACGCGAGAGUGCCACGAUUGCGCGCAUGCCAUCCCGUACGAUGUCCCCUGUGAAUGCACGUGAGAAUGCUUCCGCUUCCGGUUUUGCCCGCUUGGACCGCAUUAACACGCUCUCCUCUUUCGAAUACGACACCCUCGUAUUCGACUCCCAGUUUAAGCCUCGCAAGGAUAGCACCACGUCUGGCUCCACCGGCUCCACCGGCUCCGCUGCGUCGCAGUACAACCCCGACGACAUUUCGGAGACUUUUGAAAAGUUCGACAAGGUGUACGGGACAAAGCAGCUCCGUCACGCAAAGAAGUGGGUGUGGGCGAUUGAGGUGGAGGAUACCGGGCCCGGGAUCGAGCCGUCGCUCCAUGAGCGUGUGUUUGAGCCGUUUGUACAGGGUGACCAGACGCUCAGCCGGCAAUUUGGUGGAACUGGGCUCGGUCUCUCGAUCUGUCGCCAGAUCGUCAAUUUGAUGUGCGGGACGAUUUCACUCGAGUCGGAGGCAGGUCACGGCCUGAAGUUCACCGUAGUGGUGCCGAUUCCGCAGAUCCUGGAGGUAGUAGUGGAUGAUGACAAGUUCUACGACGAUGACUUCUACGACUACAACAACGAUGAGUAUGAUUACGGCACGUGCGACAGCGACAGCUACAGCGACAGCAGUGAGUCACAUGCGCUGACGAACAAACCACGCGCACUGAUGCGCAAGCAUUCGCGCUCGGCGUCGUCCCUGCGCAGCAUCAAGAGCCGAAUUACAUCGCCGCGACGGUUUUCGGUCGACGUGCUGACACCGCGCUCGCCCGACGCAAAGCCUGGCACGUCCUAUUUCGAUAAGCCUAUGCUCAUAUCACACUCGUCCACCGGAACUGCGCUUCUGUCGAGCACCCGCUUCACGUCUGGUACGGAUUCAGGCGUGACCAAGAACCUCCGUGUGUUGGUCGCUGAUGACAACAUCAUCAACCAGAACGUGAUCCGGAGCAUGCUCACGUUGGAGGGCAUUGCGAAUGUCACACUUGCGGUCGACGGAUUCCAGGUGCUCGAGUUCGUGCGUGCGGCACAAGCUGAGGGCACGACGUUUGAUAUCAUCUUUAUGGAUGUGCAGAUGCCUAAGAUGGACGGAUUAGUCGCAACUGCAAAGCUCCGUGCAGAGUUACACUAUACGAGCCCGAUCGUUGCGCUCACUGCGUUUGCAGACGAGAGCAAUGUGAAGGUAUGUAUGGAGAGUGGCAUGGACGGGUUCUUAGGUAAGCCGAUCCGCCGCGCACAGUUGCGCAAAGUAUUGUCGGAGUUCUCUCCACUUGAGUUAGGUGAGAUAGUUGUGACGCCG
Messenger RNA from Babjeviella inositovora NRRL Y-12698, 3519 nucleotides. It is a transcript of the gene SLN1, whose product is annotated as Sln1p. The record is from RefSeq and is a predicted model, not a curated record. Gene Ontology annotation, biological process: phosphorelay signal transduction system; protein autophosphorylation. Gene Ontology annotation, molecular function: histidine phosphotransfer kinase activity; phosphorelay sensor kinase activity. The transcript has 4 exons. Lineage: Eukaryota; Fungi; Ascomycota; Pichiomycetes; Serinales. The annotation marks the transcript as partial.